AUGGGUUCCCACUGUGCCAAGCUCAGCACAGGCCACAGCCCGGGCCAUAGCACUGGCCACAGCAUGGGCCACAGGACGAGCCAUGGCCGUGGCCACGAAUCCUCCAUGAAGAAGCUCGUGGCUUGCGUGAGUCAGGAUAACUUCUCCCUGUCAUCAGAGGGCGAGGAAGACGAGGAGGAGAAAGAGGAAGAAGAUGAGGAGGAAGAGGAGCUGCCGGUCCAGGGCAAGCUGCUACUGAUGGAGCCGGAGCGGCAGGAAGAGGAGGACAGUGCCAAGGCCAAGCAGAGCCCCGAGCCCAAGCAGACGCACUCCUGA
Messenger RNA from Saimiri boliviensis boliviensis (Bolivian squirrel monkey), 315 nucleotides. It is a transcript of the gene PRM3, whose product is annotated as protamine 3. Gene Ontology annotation, cellular component: cytoplasm. Gene Ontology annotation, biological process: flagellated sperm motility. The record is from RefSeq and is a predicted model, not a curated record. NCBI's taxonomy places the organism in Eukaryota, Metazoa, Chordata, Mammalia, Primates, Cebidae.